AUGCCCAAUGGCAAGAAAUACGUGUUUACAGCGAGUGCGCGCGCAGAGGUUCUAUCAGAGCUGUACGGUGUAUUCUGGGGAAACUACUCGCACUUGUUCUUGCCAAAUAACAACUCGAGCUUGCCUAUGCACGCCACACUGAGCGAAGUGCAAUCGAAGCUAAAGUUCUGCGGCGCUGGGGAGCCCGAGCCGGUGGUCCCUGGAAUGUCAUGCGGGCAUAUAUUCAAGAAGGGAGAGAGUUGUUUCAGGUGCAAGGAUUGUGCGCUAGAUGACAGCUGUGUACUGUGCGCGCGAUGCUUUCACGCAUCCAAUCACGCAGACCACAAUGUCAGCUUUUUCAUAGCCCAGCAGUCCGGUGGCUCUUGCGAUUGUGGGGAUGUUGAAGCGUGGCGCAAUCCCAUCGACUGUCCGCACCACCCUCCUGCUCCGGGAGCUCGUGAAGCCCUGGAAGCCGCGGUCCAGCAAGCGAUACGCUCAACCCCUAGAGUCGUUCCGCGUACCAUUCUAGCAUCCGACGUCCUCCCCGUGCAAGAUUACCCACAUCGGGUGACGGUGCCCCACGAGCUGCGGGAAUCUAUGAGCCGCGCCAUCGCCUUUGCGCUCGACUACGUGCUUGAUACUUUGGACUAUUCACCGGAGGAGACGCGUGUGUCGAAGACCGAAUCGGACCUGCGGACGCAAGCCACCGCGGACCCGAUGGUUAAGGAUACAUACACCCUCAUUGUCUGGAACGACGACAAACACGCAUUUGCUGAAGUCACGGACUUGAUUGUUGAUUUAACAGGGCUGCCCAGGGACGACGCGUACCAGAUGACAUGCAGGAUUGAUGAGAUCGGGCGGGAGGUGAUCGACAUGGGGAGCAAUGGAGCCCAUUUGCUAGAAAUGGCCAAGAAGAUCGCUAUGGUUGACCUUGGGGUGACGGUGAGGAGAGCACACGACACGUUCCGGGAACACAUUUCAAGUGUGAUGAUUGAGUGGUUGCUGGACCUAACGAGGUGUCGAAUAGGCACCGACGCGAUAUACCUGCGGGAGCUCAUCGCCGAGCAGCUGCUCUCUCCCCGUUCACGGGAGACGCUCUCGUACUCGAGUUCGGGACCACUGACCGCUGUCGCCGAUGCUGUCAAUCCAUCUCGACUAACAUGGCUAUUCCUGUUUCAUACCAAACUGUGGAAACGGCCCCGUCUCAACCUUAAAGAGAUAUACGUAUCUGUGCUUAAUCUGAGUCACGAUCAUAAGUUGGCUGUAGCCUCCCAUUUUGCGCACGUCUAUCACCGUGUCAUCGACGCGUAUCUGCUCGUGGAUCGCGAAGCCGAGACGUCCAUUAAGUACUUCGCCUUGCAGCUGUUCACCGUACCCUCCGUUGCUUUACACAUCGUCAAGCACCACAACGUCGUUGCGCGCCUGCUCAACGUAAUUGUUGCCUUCUUCACGAACCAAAUCCAAGACAAACGCAUUGUAAUGAACCCGCGAUGGAAUGCAGAUCUCGACGUCGAGGCAUCCCCAUUCAAGUCUAAGCGCUUCAUGCCGGUUUUCAGCGACCUCCGGUAUCUCUGCCACAACGAGCCUGUGCAGCAGCUCAUUGCGCAUAAUGAAUCGUUCAUCCGAAUGUUCUCAAGCACCUGCCAGCUGUUUAUGUGUAUCAAUCCGAACAAACGCGCAGCAACGAACCACGUCGAAUACGAGACGGAUGCAUGGAUCAGCGUGUUCAAUGUCACUUUGUCGCUGUCACGCGUAAUCAAGGUUUACGGCGAAGCAUUUGGGAGAGCCACGACCGCGGAGCUGGUAGCAGCCAUCGACACGGUCAUACACCAUAUUCUCAGUGUUUGCACGCUGACGAACGAUCGGCUUGACCGGUCUAAGUUCACUCCCAUUGCAUUCCACGACGUGGAAUUUGGAGGUGCGCCGUACCAUAUCGUUAAUUUCGACGUGCUUGAAGGGUGGGUGAGUUUCCAUCACUCGCUCCACUGGCUUCUGGCGGAGUUGUUCAAACAUGUGGAUAUCCUGAGCGACGAGAAUCUGCGAGAAGUAGGUUGCCGUACUCUCCGGGAGUUGCUACUCCAAAAAGCGAGUGAGCGAGCCCUGCUAACUAUGGUGGACUUCCCUCUACGAGUGCUCGCUAUGAUAGCCCAGAUCCGGACGGGCUUGUGGGUACGGAACGGGUUCGCAAUCCGAGGCCAGCUCUUGCAUUACCGGGACUUUAUGCUCAGAGAACUAUGUUAUGACCAGGACCUGUUCAUCCUGCAGACGGCUCUUGUGAUCCUCGAUCCAAGCCUCGUCUUCGUCACGAUAUUGGACCGAUUUCAGCUGCUGCAUUAUUUCUCCGGCGCGACUAUCCAUCCAUUUUACGAGGGACCUCAGCUGAUGGGCAUGGUUGAGGAAGUUCUUUACGUCCUUAUCACCAUUCUGAGCGAGAAAGCCGCCCCUUCCAAGCUCCCGACUCCGGUUGCUAUACGGCGAGAAAUAGUCCAUGCCUUGGCUGUGGGACCCUGCACAUUCACAGAUCUCGUCAAGCGCGUUGCGGAACGUAUGGUAGAGGAUAUCUCUUUCGAGCGUGUCUUGAAAGAGGUGGCAGACUUCAAGCCGCCUGAAGGCCUAACAGAUUCCGGCUUGUACGAAUUGAAGGACGAGGUGUUCGAUGAAGUGACCCCUUUCUUCUACCAUUAUACGCGGAAUAAGCGUGAGGAGGUGGAAACCAUUCUGAAGAACCGAUUGAAGAAGAAAGGCAUCCAGAACCCGGUUAUUGUUCCCCAACCCCUGGACAUCAAUCAUGGACCCUUCACGGUGUUGAAGCAUGCCUUCGAGUCAGAAGCGCUUUUACAGAUCAUAUUCUAUGCCCUUCACAACAUUGUCGAAAUGACCAAAUCCUCUGGUGCAUCACCUCCUUCGUCAGAAGCUAUCCUCGACCAGGGUUUGCAUCUUAUCAUGUUGGCGCUGGUAGAGAGGCCGGUGGUUUUCAGUAAUCUCGCAUUCGCGAAGACCUUUGAACAGAAGACCCUGCUGGAGGUCGUAUGUAGUAUGGAGCACGACAAGGCUUACGUCCCGUAUAAGGAUCGUGUUGUUUGGAUACUUGAUCAGUUCGACCAGCACGUCCCGGCGGCCAUUAGGUUACAUAGGAAAGUCAUUGCCCCUGCUCAAACUGGACCUGAUGCCGAAGAUGAGAAGAAACGCGCUGCUAAGGCGAGGCAAGAAGCAAUAAUGAGGCAGAUGAAGGCUCAGCAAGCUAGUUUCGCGCAUAAUUUCGAUGACGUGGACGACGACGACGAGGAGGACGAGUCGACUUCGGUGGAGCAACCAGAGUCCUAUGGAACUUGCAUCGUAUGUCAAGAGGAUCUGAACUCUGCCAAAGCUUUUGGUCUCCUCGGAUUACUCCAACCAAGCCGUCUCAUACGACGGCACCCAGAUGGUCAGCAUACGUACUUCUAUGAGGCUCUUCAGACGGCACCCAGCUUGGAUCGAUCUAGGCAAACUGCAAAUGACACAAUGUUUCCACCUCCAGACGCGGACGCAAGAGAUGCGAAGAACAGGCAGAAUCUCAGCUUCGACGGAUUUCCUUCCCAGAGCACCCGCUUCGGUGUCUAUGGGUCGAUCUGCAACCAUAUGAUGCACCUGGAAUGUUUUCAGACAUACAGCGCCUCCAUCAGAUCUCGACACCGAGCGCAGCCUACAAGGAAUCAUCCAGAAAAUAUCCCCCGUAAAGAAUAUAUUUGCCCCCUAUGCAAAAGUUUAGGGAACGUUAUCAUCCCCCUGUCUUUACCAACCGAUGCUACCCUCAGCGAAGUGCCAUUUUCUGAUUGGGUCCGAGCUUCAGGGAUCAGUAUACUCAAGUCCAAACCAGACCCCCAACUUGAUGCAUUGCAGUUCAGGAAUGGGACAGGCGAAUUUGUAUUCUGGGCUGCCCAAGAUGUCGGUUAUCCACAGUAUUCAAGGACGCACGACAGGUGGGAAAAUGUUGAAUUGCACAGGAUGGUCGAUACCGUUAUGGUCAUCACUAGGACGCUGUCGCAGCAGACCCGGCACCUCCGAGACCGCCUAGAGCCGCAAGACGGCGAGCGAGGGGUGGGUUUAUAUCUGCCUGAGGAGUUGGUCGGAUAUACGAUCGCAUCUUUAGAGGUGGCUCAGCGUGGCUGUGGCUCUCCUGGUUCCACAGUUGCCGACAGCCUCACAGAUGCUCAGACACGCUGUAUCGGAGGCCUGCUAAGAUGUCUAGUCAAGCUGACUGCAUUACAAUUCAAAGGCAGGGCUGACGAAGGGAAGGACGCCGUGCGACAGGCCAUCAUCAAACGACUACUCCCAGAAUGGAGUCGUAGUUCCCUGACGCCAUUCUCUUCACCGUUACUCCUUCGCGAUCCUUUCACACUGCUGGUGGAGACAGCGGCUGUUGCUCCAGACAUGCUUCGUCAUGUCCUCGUGCUGACAUACUAUGCAUGUCUGGCCCGCACCGUCAUCGGAUUAGUGUAUUUCUGCAGCAAGACGCGCAACUUGAACGGCAGUGUAGGGGCGUACACCUCGCAUGAAGACAUCUUUGGCGACGUGCGGAUCUUCUUCAUGUCUGUCGCUCGUCACUCCCCUGUUUUCGAGCACAAUGCUACUUUGGCCUUUCAGACUUUCGGAGAAUCCCGUCUUGAGAAGCUGCUGUAUUCGUUUACAUUGCCCUUUCUUCGUCGGGCGGCCAUUCUGUGCCGUGCAGUACUCCCAUCUGCCUAUCCUACCCCUACUUUCGAAGGCGAGGAGCCCUCAGAGUAUCGCCGUCUCUUGGUUAUGUUGGGUAUCCCUCCCCUUAGUGACCUGCCUAAGCAAGACACCCUCCAGAAUUGCCUAUCUGGCUGGUGUGCUCACUAUGGCCACUCCCAGGUUGCAUCCCAGUUCAACUUUGGCGUCACUCUCGAAUACCCAACCAUAUAUCGUAUCGCGCAGCUCCCACUGAUCCUGGACAACCUGUUUGGCGACCACGAGAAAGUGAUGACAUGCACGCGAUGCAAGGCUGUCCCUGCUGACGCCGCAAUCUGUCUGAUAUGUGGAACAGUCGUCUGCUUGCAAAGUCACUGUUGCUGGGACCUCGAUGCUAAGAGGGGCGAAUGCAAUAUACAUACGAGAGAGUGCGGAGGCGCUAUCGGGCUGUAUUUCCUCGUGAAACGCUGCUCCGUAUUAUAUCUCUAUGCCGGCAGCGGUGCGUUCCAAUCGCCGCCAUACCUCGACGUGCACGGAGAGGUAGACGUGUCCAUGAGAAGAGGACGAAGACAAUAUCUCCAUCACGCCCGGUGGGAGGAUAUCCGCAAGAAUUGGAUAACCAACGGCAUCCCUACGCUGGUAGCACGGAAAUUAGAGGCUACUGUCGACAAUGGAGGUUGGGAAGCCCUAUAA
This is a messenger RNA of Gloeophyllum trabeum ATCC 11539, 5361 nucleotides long. RefSeq lists its product as uncharacterized. Gene Ontology annotation, biological process: ubiquitin-dependent protein catabolic process via the N-end rule pathway; protein ubiquitination. The transcript is spliced from 6 exons. The coding region runs from base 1 to 5361 and encodes 1786 amino acids. Lineage: Eukaryota; Fungi; Basidiomycota; Agaricomycetes; Gloeophyllales; Gloeophyllaceae. The record is from RefSeq and is a predicted model, not a curated record. Gene Ontology annotation, cellular component: cytoplasm; ubiquitin ligase complex. Gene Ontology annotation, molecular function: zinc ion binding; ubiquitin protein ligase activity.